CGCUCGUGAUCUUUACAAGCUGAGGGAAAGAGAGCUAUGACACAGACGGAUGACUCGGAGGCUACACUCAUAGAAUGGAGAAACCUUAAACCAAAUCCAGAUCAAAAGACUAUCAAAGCUCUCUUCUGUAAGAGCAAUACUGGAAGGACAACACCAUGCAUGAAUGAAGCAAAUUUCUUCAAUGUUGAUUACAUCACAGCCAUAGGUGGGAGGUGGUUGGGGUCCAUCGGCCGCCCAUUGAUGCUGCUGACAUUUUUGUCUUAUUUUGUUAUGAGACCCGGACUAGAAAAGGGAUCCCUGGAGAUACUUGUUGAGAUGGAGAAAUUGUCCGUUUACCAUGGAGCAAUUGGUAUGAAGGAGGGGGAGAGGCAACUGGCGCUGGAUGGACGAGAUGGAUGCUACUUGAUACGAAACAGCGAUUCUGUACCAGGCAUCUACUGCCUCUGUGUGCUGUGCCAAGGAGUUGUCUACACAUAUAGACUUUACAAGCAUGAUGGCGGUUCAUGGGCUGCAGAGAGCGUUCCCGGUGUACCAAAACGGCAUUUCCGUAAAAUCACCAACUUGAUAGCAGCUUUCCAGCAACCCGGACAAGGAAUCGCCAUGCCUCUGCUUUACCCUGUCAUUGCCCAGAGACGGGCGUAAACACACACAGCGGUGUGGACACCCAGUAAUAGCCUGUCACCAACAUAAGGCAGCUCGAGUACUCUGCUUCAGCUGUCGGGUGCUGCUAAGAAACACAAAAUUGAAAAAGAAAACCUCAUGGAGAAUCUUGGUUAGGUACAGAAAUAAAAUGUAAAAUUGACCUUAAAUAGAGAUAUUGUUACAAUUUAACAGCUACAACUAAAAUGUGUUUAUAAACUUGGAUUAUUUUUGCUUUUCCACUGCAGCAGUCAAAAUAUAUAAAUGUAGCUACAAUCGCAUGACUUAGGCAAUGUCUACGCGUAGCAGGGUAUUUGGUAAAAUGAAGUUUUUCAAUGUUUUGGUCUAACAUCCACACGCACUUUUAAACGAGGGUUCUUGAAAACUGUGGCCAGAGUAAAGAAGUGUGAAUUCUGCUUUUGUGGCGACAUCAUGUGGACACUGAUAACAGAAGAUUUAACUGUGGAAACGUCACUGACUGCGACAAACCUUGUCCCUACGUCACACAUGAGACCAAUGUUUACAUUUAGAGUAAAUUAGACAGGUGCUUUUUUUGCUUCCAUUUAUAUUGGUACUAGGGGUGUGCAAUGUUCGGCACCCCACGAUUCGAUUCGAUUACGAUUCAGAGUAAAUUAGACAGGUGCUUUUUUUGCUUCCAUUUAUAUUGGUACUAGGGGUGUGCAAUGUUCGGCACCCCACAAUUCGAUUCGAUUACGAUUCAGGGGGCUACGAUUCGAUUCUUGAACAAUGAUCACGGUAUUGACGAUGAUCACUGUUAUCACGAUUAUCGAUGCAUCGUACAUUACUAAUUAAAAUAGCAGACAAACACAUUUUUGUCCAUUAUUUAUUUAUAAUAUCCUAAUGAUUCAACAGGAACGAUGGAAACAUGCCCAUACAACAAAAACCUGCCCUUAAGCUGCUUUUUUAUAUAUUUAGUUUUACAGGAAAGUGCGAAAACAUUAACUAAUUUAAAGGGAGUACUUAUUUCACUCAACAAUACAAUACAAUUUACACAGGUGGAAUGAAUUCCAAAUUUUCUUGAAACAAAGUGUCUUUAGAAAUAAGCCUUCUUUUAACUAAGAGACUUUGUUUUCACAGAUUUCUGUACUAUUUCGCAUGUUUGUAGUGUUACUGCUGUACUUAAUCAUGGUUUUACACGUUCUGCAUGUGAAAUACACGUUAGUGAAUUGGCUAAUUAGCUUAGCGCUCGGCGCUAACUAUUAACACCUCAAAAACAACAACAAUAAAGGCUAAACAGUACAAGAGGGUUCGUGUACUCACCUCUUGUAGACGCACACGGGUCUUAGCAACACACUCAGGACAUUUUUCAAUUGACAUGACUUGAAACUACAGCUGGACAUCUGAAAGACGAGGAGCAACGAAUUAUCUCUCUUCCCCUCUCGUUCUAAAAAAUAAAGUACACAGAAGCGCGACCCGGCGCGCUUCUGUCCCUGCCUGUCUCAUAUACAAAUUUAUUUUCCAGUCUUUUGAAAAAGAGUUAAUCUCUCCCUCAGUUACAGGUAGCAUCCAUGAUAACGUGCGUGCGUCCGUUAAAGGUGUCCGGGCGGCAGACGUGUCUUGAAUUUCAUUCCGCUGGGAAAAUCAUCGUUUUUGAGCCUUCAUGAAUCGUAAUCGAAUUGUCGCGUGUCGAAUCGCGAUGCAUGUAAUAAUCAAUUUUUUAGGGAACUCCUCUGAUUGGUACCUCGACAUAUGAUCGCUUUGACACACAAUUUUUUCGACAUCCGACGUAAAAUUUGCCUCGCCAUUUGUUUCUACAUCCGACGACAUUCUUGAACUACGACGAUUUAUGACAGCGCCGCAGUUUCUUUGUUUUACCGCAAGACGGACACACGGCGGAUUUUCUUGUGAGGGAAAUCAACAUGGGUUCCAAGAAUGUUAGUGCAAGUGGUGGAAAGAGGUGAUGCUUCCCAUUGAAAUGAAAAUGGAAAUGAUAAAAAACAAAAAUAUGAGCGCGGUGCGUGUCCAUAAAUUAGUUAAGGUGACAGUUAAUAUUGUGGUAACAUCGCCAGCUUCGUCGUUUUAAUCAUUCAUUUCAGAACUUGUGCAACACAAACUGACUACUGUCUGUCGCAGCUGAACAUGAAAAAAAGUAAAAAGUCCUCUCUCACCCUGUCAAGUCACCCACGGGGUGUGUUCAGGUACACCACGUAAAACACAUCCGCGACAUUAAAACCCGUUUCGUUACAUUAUUACAGGUAUUAUUAUUAUUAUUACUAUUACUAUAUUAUUUUUCCGAUUUUUAAUUAAUUAUUUGUUUUGCUCUGUUAAAUUCUAUUUGCAACAGUACCAGCAGUAUUUAAUAAGGAUUUACUCUGGGGUGAAAGUGGGCCAGAACGGUCAGGAACGCAGUUCCGGUAUAAGAUUCAGGGGCAGAACGCAGUUCCGGUGUAAGAUUCAGGGCCGGAAUGCUGUUCCGGUACACCGUGCUUUGAUUCCGAAAAUAUGACAGACAGUUUCAAAGCACUAUGUAAAAAAAAAAAAAAAAAAAAAAGAUGCUAAGCUGCCACACGUGCAUUUCAGCUCCAAGAAGAAAACAAUCUACCAACAUCAGAUUUACAUACAUAAGUGUUAACAACAAGCAUAAUAAAGUGUUUCUGUAGCGUAAUCUGUUUCCACCAAUAUUUAUUAUUAAUUUCAUUCCACGGACGGCAUGGAGGUUUCCUCAGACGCUGCAGUUACAUGAUGAGUCACAUCAAUGUGUGAAUGCACGCAGCAAAGCAAAACGCCUGGACUGAUUUAUCCGUUCAAUUGGUCGACAUACUAACAUGUGAUCAGCAGAGAUGGUUAGCUCUGAUUGGUUCAAAUGUGCUUGUUUUCUGGAACAGGAAAAAAAAAAAAAGCUUGUUGAAUUGAUGCGAGAAAGUAAGGGCAAUGCAACAUAAAAUGGAUCAAAUAUUUAAGCGCAACGAAAGAGUUGAGGAGGCUUAUUUACCACAUUUAGUUUUAUUUGCUCUGAUGGGGAGGUUCGGAACAUUAAAGCUGUCAAUGUGCACUUUGGACUUAUAUUCGUUCAUUUAUGUUAUGAUACAUAUUCAUUUCCUUAUGAUUUCAAAAAGUCAAUGUUUGCGCGAUCUUCAAAAUAUAUUCCAUCUCACUCUGAAUAAAACAAGUAAUUUAUAAUUAUUUUCCUGAAUGUAUGUUACGUAUCUUUAUUAUUUAAAAAAAAAAGUAAAUGUUUACAUUAACUUAUAUUAUUAUACAAUUUCAAUAUACAGUAUAUCCUAUGGUCUUAAGUAGUUAAACUUGAGAUUUGGCCUUUAUUAUGUGAGGAAAUGAGGAAAAAUUAAAAAUGAGAUGGCGAUUGGGGUUAUUGCUGUUUUUGUUCACUUUUAUUUUGCAAAUCAUUGAAAAAAAAUACAAUUUUGAAUGAAAAAUAAAUAAAAAUUCUGGCUCCGUGGUGACCUUUACAUCAGUGAGUUCCGGCAAGAAAUUCUAGCCACUUUCACCCCUGGAUUUACUGUAAUGUUUUUGGGCUGUGGAACAAAUUAAUGGAAAUUAUAAUGUAUUCUUAUGGGCAAAUCCGACCAUUUCGACUUACAAACAAGGUUCUCGGACAAAUUAACUUCAUAUGUAGAGGUACCACUGUAUUUACAAACUCUUGCAGUGCUUCAUAUUGAAGAACACAUGCAAAGGAUUGGGGACGAUUUUUUUUUUUCGCCCAUUGUUAUGAAUGUACUUAAAAAUGAAUGAAUGCGGUUGGCUGUGGAAGCUUUUUUUUUCUUUCUACAAAUGUACUGGUGUGGACGUAAUUAUUUUUCCCAAACGUAAUAGGGCAGGAUCCUCGGUUUAAAAAAAAAAAAAAACGAAAAAAAAACCUGCUAGGUGUAGUCAUGACCUUAAAAUGGACUAAAAUGGCCAGAGAAUGAAAACUGUAAUGAAGGGCUUAGCUGUACAAUUGCAGUCUGUUUUGUUUGUGCCAAAGAAAAUGUCUCCUAACUUACUUGGAAGUGUGAUGUAAAAUAUUCAUCUGCUGAAACAUUCAUAUCCAUUACUGCAUACAUAAAUUGACAACAAAUGUAUUUUUAUGUGAGUGACGAGGAAAAUAAAGGAUUUGGGAAAAUAAGUUCUGAUUUGCUCUCUGACCCACAUACACACACGACACAUUAUA
This is a messenger RNA of Corythoichthys intestinalis (scribbled pipefish), 4768 nucleotides long. RefSeq names its product SH2 domain-containing protein 1A-like. The transcript has 5 exons. The record is from RefSeq and is a predicted model, not a curated record. Gene Ontology annotation, biological process: regulation of signal transduction; regulation of immune response. The coding region runs from base 37 to 642 and encodes 201 amino acids. Lineage: Eukaryota; Metazoa; Chordata; Actinopteri; Syngnathiformes; Syngnathidae.